Molecule: messenger RNA, 822 nt
Organism: Cetraspora pellucida
Lineage: Eukaryota; Fungi; Glomeromycota; Glomeromycetes; Diversisporales; Gigasporaceae
Source: the annotation of a GenBank genome assembly
AUGGCAACUGUCCAAAAAACUAGAAAACCCAAAACUAAUAGCUUUACCUCCAUUUUGGAUCAGGUCCUCAAUAAAUAUAACCUAUCGGCCAAAUCAAACUCGCUUCAAUUACAUGCUCAUGCCGAUGAGCUUAACUUAGCUGUGCCAAAAAAUAAUACAGAUGAAGCAAUUGUGGCAGCCAGUUCUCAUGUUUCACAAUUUCAUAGAGAGUUAGCAGAAGCUAGGAUUGGUUCUGAGCAAAUUUAUAUAUAUGCCAAAUUACCAGAAGUUACUCGAGCUUCUAAUGAAAUUCAAAAGAGGCAACUCGCAGAAGGACUUAGAAGAAUUCAAAAUAUUAAUACUACUAAAAUCCCUACUAUGCAAGAUCUUGCAGAUUACAAGCCUGGUUAUUCUUGGUAUUGUAUCGGGUAUAUUAAAAAUAAAGGAGAAGCAAAAAAUAAUCCUGAACCUCAGCAAUUUCUAUCUAUGGAAAAGAAUCCAGAAUGUGCAAAAGAAUUGCUUACCUGGAUCCAAGAUGCAAUAACAACUAGAAAGUUAUGCAAUUCUGUUUAUAGUAUUAAUAAAAAACAUAGUAUAGGAGUAUUUAGUAAAAUUUUAAAAUCAUAUGAUAUAACAGCCAAAAGAUUAAGAAAAAUUGGAAGUAAACAUGCUUUUAGAAUUCAUAGUAGUCAAAAUCCAACUUCGCAACAUCUCGAAUUCCUUAGCAGAGUUGCAAUAAGGCAUAAGAUGGAUCAUCAUAAUUCUGAAAUGUAUUAUGCCAAGGGAGUAUCUAGAUUAGUUCACUAUAACCCAACUUUACCCCUUCAGCCUGCUUUGCAAUAA